Molecule: messenger RNA, 1041 nt
Organism: Aquila chrysaetos chrysaetos
Lineage: Eukaryota; Metazoa; Chordata; Aves; Accipitriformes; Accipitridae
Gene: PPIC
Product: peptidylprolyl isomerase C
Exons: 5
Coding region: 16-705 (229 amino acids)
Biological process (GO): protein peptidyl-prolyl isomerization; protein folding
Cellular component (GO): intracellular membrane-bounded organelle
Molecular function (GO): peptidyl-prolyl cis-trans isomerase activity
Source: RefSeq, a predicted model, not a curated record
CCACCCCCCCGCCACAUGGCGCGGGAGGAGCCGCCCGGCGGCGGGCGCAGGCGCCGCAGCGCUCGCCUCAGCGCCAUGGGCCGCGGGGGGCCGGCGGCGUUCCUCGGCGCUGUUGCUUGCCUUUGCUUCCUGGCUCCGGUGGCUGAGGGCUUCAAGAAGAGGGGACCCAGCGUGACAGCCAAGGUGUUCUUUGAUGUGAAGAUUGGAGACAAAGAUGUUGGCAGAAUUGUAAUUGGAUUGUUUGGAAAAGUUGUCCCGAAGACUGUCGAGAACUUCAUUGUGCUGGCAACUGGAGAAAGAGGAUAUGGAUACAAAGGAAGUAAAUUUCAUCGUGUGAUCAAAGACUUCAUGAUUCAAGGAGGAGACUUCACAGCUGGAGAUGGAUCAGGAGGAAGAAGCAUCUAUGGAGAAAGGUUUCCAGAUGAGAACUUCAAGCUCAGACACUAUGGAAUUGGAUGGGUUAGCAUGGCUAAUUCUGGCCCAGACACCAACGGAUCCCAAUUCUUCAUCAGUGUGACAAAGCCUUCUUGGUUAGAUGGAAAACAUGUAGUAUUUGGCAAAGUCCUUGAUGGAAUGUCUGUGGUGCACUCAAUAGAACUCCAGCAGACAGAUGAACAUGACCGGCCCCUUCAAGACUGUGUGAUUGUGAACAGUGGCAAAAUAGCUGUAAAAGAACCAUUUGUAGUUGAAGUAGGCGACUGGUGAGACCAACAGGCAGAAUGGAAAGUAAAACUUGAUCACUUUUCUUUAAGAUCUGUUUUUGACUGAUCUCAACUAUCCAUUGAGUUUUUGUCUCAAAACAUAUGAGGCUAUAUUUAGACAAUACUUCCAUUUGCCAAUAUAACAACUUGAUGGAGCUGUCACUCCUUGAAAUUCAGGACAUACUCCACUUAAUCCUAGAUCUUGCAGAAAAAGUCUUUAAUGAAAAAUUUUAGAAGUACUUCUGUUUUUUCAAGGUUCUCUGGAAAUUUUUUGCAAUAUUUGUUUCUGCCUUUUCAACUGAAAAUAUUUUCUGUAACAGUAUCAGCAUUUUAAAAACAA